AUCCAUGCUGUUCGCUUUUAGAGCCUACUGCAAUUAGAGAAACUGUUAGCGAACAGCAUGGAUCCUGACCAGACUGUGCGAAUGCAAAGGCUGGUCUGGAUCCGUGCUGGUCGCAAAGCUACUAUGUUGGUUUUCCCAUGGCACGGCUCAAAUGUGUUUUCUUUAAUAGCUUUAUAUAAAUGUAUAGUAUCUAUAAGAGUAAUGUACUGUGUUCUACAUACUAUGAUUAUCACAUGUUUAGGUGAUGGAAGAAUGGACUCUCCAGGCCACUCUGCGCAAUACUGCUCCUACACUCUAAUGGAAAAUUACACCAAGGACCUUCUGUGUAGUAUUAUAAUUGACAAGAGAAUGACUGAUCUCAAGUCAACAAAUAUGGAGAAAGAGGGACUGAUCCGUGGUCUGAGGACAUUGAGAGAGAACAGAGUGGCUGUAAAGGAAUUAGUGACUGAUGCUAGCACUACUAUCGCUGCUAUGAUGAAAAAUCAGUAUCCUGAUAUAACACAUACCUUCGACACAUGGCACGGAGCAAAGAACUUUGGGAAUAAAUAGGAGCAGUAU
Molecule: messenger RNA, 558 nt
Organism: Mercenaria mercenaria
Lineage: Eukaryota; Metazoa; Mollusca; Bivalvia; Venerida; Veneridae
Exons: 2
Coding region: 58-549 (163 amino acids)
Source: RefSeq, a predicted model, not a curated record